UUUAUGUAGUGUAUUGUCAUCCAAUGGCCUUUGUGUUCAGCCACUCCCCAAUGCGUCUUCAAAAGGAAAUGUCUGAUUAAUCUGACAUAUGCAGCAUUUACCGUGAAUGCGAUCUCGUGAACUCGGGAACAUUGCCUUUAAAAGCCGCAUUGCCUAUUACCCGGAAUCGGAUUGAAUCCCGGGCUUAGACAAAUCUAGAACCCACAUUCGACAAUUUCAAUAAACAAUCAAAUUCCAUGAUAGAGAAAUUGAAUGUCAUUUGAAGAUAAAGUUGCUUGCUUGAUGGUGACGAGUGGGCACUAGGGCCCCUCCUUCACUAUAUGUAAACACCGGUCUUGUUCAACAGUGCAGCUGACAGUGCAGGCGACUGGAAAUUAAAAUGCUAGCUGAUCCCAUAGAUUUCCAUUCAUUAAGCUAACGCUAGUUAGCAUUCCCUCCAGAAACCACUUUCAACUUCAAACUGCAUGCAAAGACAUACAAAUGGUAUCCAUGAGUUCAUCUGACUCUGGGUAAGUAGAACAAUUGCCAAAAUCUCUAAUUAUUCCUUUAAGUGAAUUUCAAAGUUAUGGGCCUUUCAGAAUUCAGUGUUCCAAACGACCUCCAUUUCUGAUAUGGUCAUAUCUCAGAUGUCCUACUGUACAUUUGGGACCCAUUAAAAGAAGCAUUACUAACUAGCCACGGCUCUAAAUAGGAACACAUCAAGUAUAUAACGUUUGUCUGAUUUAUACCAAAACUUAUUGACAACUGUUUAUAACAUAUCUUUGCUGCUAUCUUUUCAGAGUUUUCGUCAGAGCUUUUUCUUCCUCUGUCGUCUUAAUGCAUUGUGGCCGAAUUCCUAUGUUGAGAUAUACCCGUGACUCAAACGUCCAUUAAAUCACCACAUGUGCCUGUGGGAGACUUGUGCGAAAGUUUGAGUAGUAGUGCAUUUUCAAACUAGGAUUUCGGACGUGAUGCGUGACGACUCUCUAUGAAAGUCGGUGUGUCCUGGACAUCAAAGAGGACAGAUAUCUCUGGACACCAGAUUCAUCAGUGCCAAAGAAGAAAUGUUGGAUGAAGAUAUCUCAUUAUAUAGAAUUCCUCGGCCAAAUUGAAGAGAUUGUGACCAAACAUCGCGACAGCAAGAUUCCUCUUGCAAAGCCGAAAAGUUAUGAGUUGAGAAUCGGGGGUCUGGAGGAAACUGUCCACGCUGGAGAUGGUGAACAGUUAGAAGUUUGGAAAGACUGCUACCUUCCAGAGAGAAUGGAGAUGGUGGUCAUUGGUGCCCUGGAUGACUUCCGCUGUUCAGCGGCAGGAUGGCAGCUGGUUCUCCUGUUAUGUGAAGAUGGCAAAGUCUACGCCUAUGAGUUUGAAGUUCUGCACCUGGUUGCCAGAAGCUUGGAGGAUCUCUUUGAAACUGGAGCUGAGUUUCCAGGACUGGAGACAUUCAGAUUUGGAGAAUGCUUUGAGGAAUUGACUGAGGAAGAGAUGGAGAAAGAGAUGCAAUGUGAUGAAAUAAAGAAAAUCGAUGAUGCGCAUAUUCAGUUCCGAAGAAGAUUGGCGAUGGAGAUGCUGGAGGAUCUCGAAGCAAUCAAGCAAUCUGAGUCAACCAUUCAACCCAACAAAGUAAUGAAGAAUCAAGUCCGACCGGAUAUUCAAGGUCUUCCUCCGACGCACUGCAACCAAUCAAGAAAUCUCACAAAUCAAAAGCAAAUGGUAGGCCUCAAAUGUAUCUCGUGAUGAACACAGAUCACAAACUGCACUUUUUGUUUUGCUGUUUGACUGCCUGUUCAGUAUUAUCUCUGCACAGGGACUGGUUUAUGGACUUCAUGUCAAAAAGAGUCAGGACUUUAACAUGAACAUGUUUUAUGUUUUUCUACUUUGAGUACAAGGCCCAGAAAGGGGCAAAGUUUGAAUAGUGCUUGCAAAAAAUGUGUGGCCAGUACAUUUUGUGGGUGAUCUACCAAAAUCAAAAAUGCUAAAGACUACAGCCGCAAAUUGUUUGAUUGAUUACUAUUUCAUGACAACCUAUUUUGUUCACAAGACUAUAUCUUGCUGAAUACACUUUAAAAAAAAUGA
This is a messenger RNA of Coregonus clupeaformis (lake whitefish), 2055 nucleotides long. RefSeq lists its product as uncharacterized. The record is from RefSeq and is a predicted model, not a curated record. Bases 1051 to 1716 code for a protein of 221 amino acids. Lineage: Eukaryota; Metazoa; Chordata; Actinopteri; Salmoniformes; Salmonidae. The transcript is spliced from 4 exons.